Durio zibethinus is the source of this 1384-nucleotide messenger RNA. RefSeq names its product chitinase-like protein (gene CTL2). The record is from RefSeq and is a predicted model, not a curated record. Gene Ontology annotation, molecular function: chitinase activity. Lineage: Eukaryota; Viridiplantae; Streptophyta; Magnoliopsida; Malvales; Malvaceae. Gene Ontology annotation, biological process: cell wall macromolecule catabolic process; chitin catabolic process; carbohydrate metabolic process.
ACAUUAGUAGCCAUCAUUCAUCAACCAUGAAAAUUCUCCCUCUCCUAAUGAGUUAGAAAUUCACUUUCUAUUCCUUUCACUCCAAUAAAACAUCCCCAAGGGCCAAGACUUCCCCAUUUUUUUUUUAUAAAUCACAGUGUUUGUUUCUCCGAUCCAUCAACCAAACCAAGAAAAAAAGUGUUCUCUCAAUCACCAAAUCAACAAUGGAGGCUAAAUGGCUGGUUCUUUUGACAAUGGCAAUAAUGCUUGCACUGGCAAACGGUCAGGAGUCAGUAAAGCCAUUGGUGAAGAUUGUUAAGGGCAAGAAAUUGUGUGACAAAGGGUGGGAAUGUAAAGGGUGGUCACAGUAUUGUUGCAACAAAACCAUUUCUGAUUACUUCCAAACUUACCAAUUUGAGAACCUUUUCGCAAAACGUAACACACCUGUGGCUCAUGCAGUUGGGUUCUGGGAUUACCAUUCUUUCAUUACUGCUGCUGCUCAGUAUCAACCUCAUGGUUUUGGUACCACAGGUGGAAAGCUGCAGAGUAUGAAGGAAGUUGCUGCUUUUCUUGGACAUGUUGGCAGCAAAACUUCAUGUGGUUAUGGAGUGGCUACCGGAGGACCAUUGGCCUGGGGUUUAUGCUACAACAAGGAAAUGAGCCCUAGCAAGUUGUAUUGUGAUGAUUACUACAAAUACAACUAUCCUUGCACUCCAGGAGUUUCAUACCAUGGCCGUGGUGCCUUACCUAUCUACUGGAACUACAACUAUGGAGAAACUGGGGAGGCUUUGAAGGUGGACUUGUUGAACCACCCAGAAUACAUAGAAAACAAUGCAACCUUGGCAUUCCAGGCUGCAAUCUGGAGGUGGAUGACCCCAGUGAAGAAGCACCAGCCAUCAGCCCACGAUGUUUUCGUUGGUAACUGGAAACCAACCAAGAACGACACAUUGGCCAAGAGGGUUCCAGGGUUUGGCAGCACCAUGAAUGUUCUGUAUGGAGAUCAAGUUUGUGGCCAGGGUGAUAGCGAGUCCAUGAACAACAUCAUCUCCCAUUAUCUGCAUUACCUUGACCUGAUGGGUGUUGGCAGAGAGGAAGCAGGACCCCAUGAUGUGCUCACCUGUGAAGAACAGGAACCUUUCAGCGUAUCUCCUUCCUCUGUAACAUCAUCCUGAUCAUCAUCAGCUUAAUUUGGUUGAUAUGGUGAUUGAAUUCUUAGCUUGAUCUCCAUCAGCAAUGGAAUUGGGCAACUAUAAUAUUGUUUUGGAAACAUAAACUUGAUAUGAUUACUGCAAGAUGCCCAAUUAUUUGAAAAUUCGGUCUUUGUGUGAAUCCCACGUUUGAGAUUCGUUUUUAAUUUGAAUCAUAUAUCAUAUCUCAUAUAUAAUAUUAUAUUAUAAUAUACAUU